Diversispora eburnea is the source of this 2610-nucleotide messenger RNA. The record is from the annotation of a GenBank genome assembly. NCBI's taxonomy places the organism in Eukaryota, Fungi, Glomeromycota, Glomeromycetes, Diversisporales, Diversisporaceae.
AUGGCGGUUCAAACUUAUGAUGUUGCAGCCAAUUUGUUUAGUAUAGUUUUGGAUGUUUUUUUUCGUGAAAUCAGAUCUCGAGGAUCUCAUCGAAUUCCCAAAGAAGGCCCAAUAAUAUUUGUUGCUGCGCCUCAUGCGAAUCAGUUCGUAGAUCCUUUAAUUCUGAUGAGACAUUGUCAACGUCGAGUUUCAUUCUUGAUCGCUGAAAAGUCUACGCGAAGACGAUUCAUAGGAACGAUAGCAAAAUAUCUUGAUGCGAAUUUAGCCAAACCUGGAAUAGGUAGAAUUCAAUUACUUAAUUGUAAAACUGAACCCACUCGAAUUUUUGGUAUAAAUACAAAGUUCACGCAACAAUUACAAAUUGGAUAUCAAAUUGGACUUCCCCGAGAUCGAGGAACUUCGGAAGUUAUAAAAAUUAUAUCGGAUACAGAACUUUUAAUUAAAAAAGAAUUUAGGGAUAUUAAAGCAUUAGAAAUGUUAACAAAUCCGGAAGGUACUUCUUUUGUAUGUAUCCCACAAAUUGAUCAAAGUUCGGUUUAUCAAGUUGUAUUUGAAAGAUUGAACAAUGGUCAUUGUAUUGGAAUAUUUCCUGAGGGGGGAAGUCAUGAUAGACCUGAAAUAUUACCACUUAAAGCCGGAGUUACGAUAAUGGCUUUAGGAGCAGUUGCAGCUAAUCCACAACUUGAUGUUAAAAUUGUUCCAUGUGGAUUAAAUUAUUUCCAAGCACAUUCUUUUAGAUCCAAAGCAGUAAUUGAAUUUGGUUCACCAAUUUCAAUAUCACCUGAAUUAGUAGAAAAAUAUAAAGAAGGUGGUUCAUCCAAACGAGAAGCAUCGGGAAGAAGACUUUAUCGACCAGCUCAUAGAAAAUUACCGAUUUCUCAAAUAGUAGAAUUAAAUAGACGUUUUAUAGCUGGUUAUGAAUAUUUUAAAGAUGAUUCUAGAGUACAAGAAAUGCGUAAACAAGUUAUUGCGUAUAAUAAAUUAUUAAAUUAUUAUGGUUUGAAAGAUCAUCAAGUCAAUAGGACAGCAAUUGGUGGACCUAGAGCGGCAGGAUUAUUACUUUAUAGAGUUAUGUUGUUGACUACUUGGAGCAGUUUAGGAUUACCGGGUUUCAUAUUAAAUCUACCUUUAGUAAUUAUUGCUCGUAAAGUUAGUGCCAGAAAAGCUGAAGAAGCUGUUCGUAGUUCAUCAGUUAAAGUAGCAGGUCGAGAUGUUCUGGCAACUUGGAAACUUCUUGUUGCUUUAGUAGUCACGCCACUUCUAUAUGGAUUUUAUACAUUUAUUGUAGUACUCAUAUCAUUUAGGAAGAGAUGGAUAUUAAAAUGGAAAUUAUUUGCUCCUAUAUCAACUUUUUGUACCUUAGUGACAGGAAGUUAUGUUACUAUUCGAUUUGUAGAAAGUGGUCUUGAUAUUUACAAAUCAAUUCGUCCAUUAUUUUUAUCAUUACUUCCUUGGACUAGACCAAAUAUCGAAAAUUUACGUAAUGUACGCGAAAAAUUAUCAGAUGAUCUCACCAAUCUUAUUAAUCAAUUAGCACCACAAAUUUAUCCAGAUUUUGAUGUUGAACGUAUUAUAUCUCAAUCAACAGCAACCACUAAUAGUAUCACUUCUACUGCUAUGAGUAUAUUUCAAUCUCCUAUUGAUUGGUUGGACGAUAAAAUUUUUAGUUGGGAUCGACCAGAUAAUAACAAUUAUAUAUCAGAAUAUGAUGAUGUACUCUUUUUUCUGGAAAAGAAUAACGGUAGUACAAUGUCUGGUCGUAGUAGAACUAGUAGUUGGGGUAGUGUUUCUAGUUCAAGAUCACGUAGUAGAGCGAAUUCAUUUGGUUCCGUUGGAUGUGGUAACGUUACUGAAGGGUUAUUAAGAGUUGAAGCAUUAACUGAAUUACCGAAAGAUCAACCAUUUGCUGAAGUAACUAAAGUAACUAAACGUAUUAGUAGCGUUAUAACAAAAAUAAAAGAUAAAGAAAAUGAUUACGAUUCUGGAUAUCAAGGGGAUAAAGAAGAUGAUGGAAAUCAAAAGACUUUUCGAGAAGACUCAAUUUAUAUAUGUCCGUGGGAAGGUUGCAAGAAGAAUCAGAGUAAUUUUAUUAAAUUAGAAGAACAUUUACACAAACACACUCAACAAAGACCAUUUAAAGUAGGCUCAAAAGACUAUUUUACCUGUUACUUUGCUUUUCAAGCACAAGGCGUUGUGGACUCUACAGGUACCGAUGAUGAUACAUUAUAUGAUGAAAAUGAAAAAUUGAAUUUAGGAAAAGUCAAAAAUGAAAUUGAUGUUCUUGUGAAAGAGAAAGUCAGCAAAGAUGAAGCUGCCAUUCUUAAAGGAAAAGACAAUCGAAAUGAAAUUCUACCAAUUCAUCUUGCAAAAUUAUCUUAUCGUAAUGUUCUCAUUAAAGACAUGGUCAAUAAAAAUAAAGACACAAAAGAUUUUAUGACUAGACGUUAUCAACAUGAAGAGGCUGUAUGGGAUUUAUUUUGUAAGGGGAUAGAUGCUAUCUCAUUAUUGCCGGAGGAUCCAAUUGAUCCUGAUUAUGAAUCUGAUGAGGAUGAUUUACCCGAUGGUUCAAAGGAAGAAUUGACUGAGGCCGAACAGGACAAACUUAUAUAG